Gryllus bimaculatus (two-spotted cricket) is the source of this 3033-nucleotide messenger RNA. Lineage: Eukaryota; Metazoa; Arthropoda; Insecta; Orthoptera; Gryllidae. The record is from the annotation of a GenBank genome assembly.
AUCAAACUCUGCUCAUGUUUUGGAUUUUGAAAAUAAUCGCGUGAUCCGUAUUGUAACGUGUCCUACUACAGUAUAUAUUGCCAUGUAAUUAAUGGUGCUUUCUUAUUGUUUCUUGAACGAGUUUGCUAUUAAAAUGAGAAUUUUGGGCAUAAAGUACUGUAGAUUGCAAAAUAUGUAGUCCUUUAAAACAAGUAAUAUUGUGCAAUAGUCCAUAUUGAAAAAUGCAGCAUUGACGUGCAGCUUCAGUAGGCGAAUAGUGUCAUAAAGUUGGAUAGCCUGUUAAUUCACCCGCCGUCAUUAAAUAGUAUGAUGUGCGAGAAUAGAAAUGCGUCAGAAAUGCAUGUGAAGUCAGUGUAUCAUUCAGCAGAUUCAAUCCUACGGGUUUUGAAAGCGGAACAAGUUAAUUCCUUGCGUGGAGUUGAAAUACUUCUUAAACGUUUUAAUGACAAAUUUCCGGAAGGAGAGGUAAAUUUUUCAAAUGUGCCAAGAAAAGAAGUAUUCAUUGUUUUUGAAGGUUUAGAUGGAUCAGGGAAAUCCACAAUUGCUAAAGCAGUGUCAAAGGUUUAUAAAGGUGCCAUGCUAGCUACUCCUCCCAAAUCAAUUUCAGAUAUUCGUAAAAUAUUUGAUGGUUACCAACCUUCAGUGCGAAAGGCUUACUAUAGCCUUGGCAAUUACAUUGCAGCUAAAGAAAUUCUAGAUAUUUGUGAGGAAAAACCAGUUUUUCUUGAUCGGUUUUGGCACAGUACAGCUGCCUAUGCACUGGCUCAGGAAUGUGAUGGACAACAACUCAGUUCUCUUCCAUCUGCUGGAGAUCCUGUGUACAAGUGGCCAGAAGAUCUCAUAAAACCUGACUUGGUAUUGUUUCUGGAUGUUACGGAACAAACAAGAAAUAUUCGCCAUGCCAGGCGCGUAAAGCGUGGCGAGACUACCAAAGAGGAAGAGCAGUUGGUAAAGGAUGAAGCUUUUCGAAAUUUAGUGUUGGCAGCUUACAAAAAUAUGGAUGAUAUUCCUGUUGUUCAUGUUGAUUCAUCUUAUAGUGUGAAACAAACUGUAGCACAGUGCUUGAAGCACAUUGAACAGUUUUUACCUUGCAAGACUUUUGUAGAUUCGUAAUGCUAAUUGAAUUUGCUCUGAUAAUGCCUCUUGUCUGUUAAGAGAUUUUCCUUGUAUGUUUUCCUCAUUCUUGGACAAAAUGUUCCUCUUGAUAAAACAGAAUUUAAAGCAUUCUACAUUCAUGUUAAUUCUUCUAUUCUUGUAUUUUUCUUCUAUUUUCCAAAAAUUCUGAAAAAUUGUUGAAGUUCAUUGCUUUGGUAUGUAAUGGUUACUACAACAUUUGAGAAGCAAUUCACACAGGAUCUACUUAAAUCCCAAACAAGCAAUUGUAAUAGUUUAUAAGAAUUUCAGAAUGUGAAUUCACUCAUUUUACUUGUUGGAAUUUACUUUAGGUAAUAAUUAAAAUGAAUGGUAUCUAUCAUCUGAAGUGAAUGUUGAAAACAAACUGUAGAUGGGAUAAUGUUUUGAUACUAAUAUGUAUAUAAUGUGAAUGUAUGUUGAUGAUGUUAACAAUUUGUGUAAAUUGUCUUGCAUUCUAUUUAGUUCACACAAAAUAUAUUUACUUUUGUAACUCUUGGGCCUGGAAAGUAGAUUUAACAUUUACAACAGCAAAACCGAGUAUGCACUAGCUGAAAUACACUCGUGAAUUGUUUUUAAUUAAUUUUUCUGUUUCAAUUAUAGUGAAUAUUUGUAUGCUAUCCACAAAAGAUAACAUUGUGAAGUUUUCAGUAUUUAUUAUUAUAUCUUAUUGCCUUUUUAAUUGUCAUGCAUCUCAUUGGUUUCAGUAUUCUUUGCUUAGGUAUUUAUUUUAAUUUCUGUCGUGAAGUUGGGUAUUGUAGCCUUUAUUUACUCAUUUGUAAUCAUCAUUGCCUACAGCUUUUUUUUCAAAACUGCACUGGGUAUUCUUUCUUUUGACCAAUCUGUCCUCUUUGGCCAGUCCAGUUUGGCCUCUUACAAGACAAUAUAAUCAACUGGACAAUAAAGUGGGUGUGAUUUCUUUUUAGCGAUUGUCUUACUUUUUUCUUUUUUCUAGAGAAAAAAUAUUUAGUAUUUGAGAAAAAUUGCAUCAUGUAAUUGUACAUUAUGUAACGGUUUGAAGAAAAAAAAAAUAACAUAAACUAGGAUAUUUGUUUUGAGUUUAUCAUGCCUAAGAAAUAUCGUGGGUUGGUGAUAUAUAUAUUUUGGUGAUACACAUUUGAUUUUGACUACAUGGUGGACUUUUUGUACCUGAGCUAGAGAUUCAUGUGCACUGAAUAACAAAUAUAUACAUGUUAAAUGUUUUGAUAAUAUAUUUCAUUAGACAUAUUAUAUCUAAUUGAAUUGUUUAGUUCAAAAAGGUCACAUCUCCAUCAGCUGUGUGACCUGCACAUGAAACAUGGAAAAACUCCCCUCCAUGGAAGCAGCUUAUGUGAAGUAAACAGAGAACCACACCUGUAUAAAUUGUAUUAAUAAGUAGUUUCAACUAAAAGUAUAUUCAGAAUAAAACUUGAGCUUAACUUAUUUUUGCACAAAUUGGAGAUUUGGCCUUUUUGAAAUAACUUAUUCAAUUGCUGUUGUUCUUAAAAAUAGCUUAAAGUUAGUUGUGUCCUCCUUCACAAUAAAGUUGUAUUCCUUUUACUUAGUUUGUACUUUUUUCCAAAUAAUAUUUUCUCAAAAUUAAAAUUUUACAUAAGAAAUUGGAUAAACUUUGAUUUUGGAGAAAAUAGUAGACCAUUACCAGGAGUUGUGAAGAGAACCAUGACAUUUUGAUAAGAAGUGAAACCUUGCAGGGUCAAUGAGAAACACUACUUUGUGUUCUAGGCCUCAAAAUCUCUUGCAGUAGAAUUCAUUGCCAUGUUUAAAUGAAAGUUUUAAGGAGGUGAACUAGCCCAGCAUUCCCUAGUAUUUAUUUAUCAUAAUAAUGUGUUAGACAUGAGAAGGAAUGAAAAUGUCAAUAGUUUUAUAUGGAAGUAAAUUUAUUUACAUCGCAGUCCCGCUCGG